AUAAUACAUAGUGCAAAUCACAUAGGCGUUGGUUUCGGCCUUGGCCGUCAUUAUGUGAAUUUUUCCAGACGCUCCGAGCUUUUGUAAACGCGAAUUUAGUUAUUGCGAGACACUCAGCUGAUUAACUUGUAGAAUACAUAAAUUAUUUUCAAAGAAGUGCAGCGUGUAGAUUAAAUUCAAACGAAAUGGCAACAAAAUUGGAUGCAAUAAUUUUCGGCGCAACCGGCUUUACUGGAGAAAUUGUCGUUGAGAAUGCGCCGGAGGUGUUGCAAGGCUUGACAUGGGGUAUUGCGGGAAGGAAUUCGGCUAAAUUGGAAAAUGUCUUGAAAGUAGCCGGUAAAAAAAUAGGCAAGGAUCUUAGUAAGAUACCCAUUAUUUUGGCAGACGUUGAAGAUGAAAAUUCCAUAAAGGAAAUGGCGAACAA
Rhagoletis pomonella (apple maggot) is the source of this 424-nucleotide messenger RNA. RefSeq names its product saccharopine dehydrogenase-like oxidoreductase. Gene Ontology annotation, biological process: glycolipid biosynthetic process. Gene Ontology annotation, cellular component: mitochondrion; plasma membrane; lipid droplet. Lineage: Eukaryota; Metazoa; Arthropoda; Insecta; Diptera; Tephritidae. The record is from RefSeq and is a predicted model, not a curated record.